This is a messenger RNA of Chrysochloris asiatica (Cape golden mole), 708 nucleotides long. It is a transcript of the gene TREX2, whose product is annotated as three prime repair exonuclease 2. Gene Ontology annotation, cellular component: cytoplasm. The record is from RefSeq and is a predicted model, not a curated record. The transcript has a single exon. Gene Ontology annotation, molecular function: 3'-5'-DNA exonuclease activity; nucleic acid binding. NCBI's taxonomy places the organism in Eukaryota, Metazoa, Chordata, Mammalia, Afrosoricida, Chrysochloridae. The coding region runs from base 1 to 708 and encodes 235 amino acids. Gene Ontology annotation, biological process: DNA catabolic process.
AUGUCUGAGGCGACUCGAGCACUGACCUUUGUCUUCAUGGACCUGGAAGCCACCGGUCUUCCGAAUGUGGACCCAGAGAUCGCCGAGCUGUCCCUGUUCGCCGUCCAUCGCUCCUCCCUGGAGAACCUGGAGCGGAAUGCGGCGGGCACCCCGGUGCUGCCCCGCGUCCUAGACAAGCUCACCCUGUGCAUGAGCCCGGAGCGCCCCUUCACUGCUAAGGCCAGCGAGAUCACAGGUCUAAGCAGUGAGGGCCUUGCCCAGUGCCGGAAGGCCGGCUUCGAUGAUGCGGUGGUGAAGACACUGCAGGCCUUUCUGAGUCGCCAGGAGGGUCCCCUCUGCCUUGUGGCCCACAACGGCUUCGAUUACGACUUCCCUCUACUGUGCACAGAGCUUCAGCGCCUGGGCGCCCAGCUGCCGCCGGAUACCAUCUGCCUGGACACACUGCCCGCGCUCCGGGGCCUGGACCGCACCCACAGCCAUGGCACCCGGGCCCAGGGCCGGAAGAGCUAUAGCCUGGGCAGUCUCUUCCACCGCUACUUCCAUGCUGAGCCGAGUGCUGCCCACUCAGCCGAGGGCGACGUGCACACACUCCUCAUGGUCUUCAUGCACCGAGCGGCCGAGCUACUGGCCUGGGCUGACCAGCAGGCUCUCAGCUGGGUCAACAUUGAGCCCAUGUAUACCCCGGAGGCCCCAAGCCCCAAGGCCUGA